UUUACGCUUAAGCUUAAACUCUCUACGGGAGGGCAUCUGAAACGUGCCUGUUUGUACGUUCAGAAUCCUAAGUUGCUCUUUAAAAGGCAGGGUCCCCAUACCAACUCGGUAUAUUUUCAGUCUGGAGUAAGUUGGUGGACGCGCGCAAAGAUGCAACUUUAUGCAGCCUUAUUGAUCUGUUGCAGCAUUCCUUUAAGUUUUUGCCUUUCUCCUACUUCAAACAGACAAACGGAUAAGUGUCAAGAGUACUUGACUUAUGAGGAUUGUCUGAAGGAAGCUUAUGAGGCGGGCGCUACAUGCCGGAUGUCGAAUGAAUCUCAUCUCAAGGCUGAGAUCAAUGAUGUUUGCGAUGGACACCAAGAAAAACUGAAACGUCUAUGUUCCAUUCAUUGCGCGAAAGUGUGCAGAGAUCAGUACUGUCCCAACGGAGGCAAGUGUGUUGGACUCGGUUCAGCUGGGUGCCAGUGCCCCGCAGGUUACAGUGGAGCUUUCUGUCAGAAAAGUAAAUGCGCAAGCAAGCCAUGUAAAAAUGGUGGUACGUGUAUUGGCGAAAACCUUUGUAACUGCCCACCUAAAUACUCUGGCCCUCAAUGCACAUUGAGAGAAAGACUGGGAACUAAAGAAAAUCCAGCACCAAACGCUCAAGCAAUUCUAGACGCCGGUGAUAGUCAGGGAAGCGGAAUGUACUGGAUUCAGCCUCCUGGUGAGACAGCCCCAGCUCAAACUUACUGUGACAUGACUUUCGCUGGUGGUGCAUGGAUGUUAGCUGGUUACGGUUACGUUUACUCAACGUCAAUAAAUGCCAACAAUAAGGCCAUACCCAAUAUGAAUAACCCUUAUGGUUACGCCUGGCUUCCCACACAACGCAAAUCCGAAAAUGGUCUGAUCAAUCUGCCCCAUGGCGCUGUAAAAAUGGCCAAUAAUGCUCGUUCUAUGAUCAUGGCUGCGGGUAACAACCCAGCCACAGGCGGUAUUGAUCAAUACUCAUAUGUCUACCGCAUCAACAUUUCCGAUAAUCCUUACACCAUAACCUUUGCAAAUCAUAACCGCUAUAAUGGCGGACAGCCGGGUCGUAUGCAUGUCCAAGAUUUCAUUGUUGAAGCGUUGAAAGGAGAAAGUGGAAAGUAUGUCAGACAUGCUUUAGGGGAAGCCUUAGGGGUGACAUGGUCCGACUCAUAUCCCACCGGUUAUGGGUUUAACGACAAAACGCAACGUUAUUCAUGCUAUGACAAGGGUCCCUUUUUCCCAAGUGUCCACUCGGGCUCGGGACGUAGUUCAUGUGGUGGAUGCACCCCAACUAAUUACGAGCCUGACGUGAAGGGAGGUUCCCCUCACUACACACAUCGUGGCUGGUACACAGCUACAGGUUUUGGUAAAACAGGGCAAACCUCUGUUUGGUUUAAGUAAAAGAUUAGCACAUGGUGCAUAGAGCACAUCAGAGCAUAAAGUUCAAUUUGAAUAAAUUGAUGGCCUUGUUUUCCAUAGCUCACAUAGCUCGGCUACAGCGUUAGUUUCAAACAUUUGUUUAGUAAAGUACUGCAACUAUACAGGUAUUAAAACCUUUUAAACUUUCA
This is a messenger RNA of Stylophora pistillata, 1574 nucleotides long. RefSeq lists its product as uncharacterized. Lineage: Eukaryota; Metazoa; Cnidaria; Anthozoa; Scleractinia; Pocilloporidae. The record is from RefSeq and is a predicted model, not a curated record.